CCAGUAACCCCCUGAUAUACCGCCCCAUGCCCCAAGUGACACACAAAUCACAUUCACAUUUCCAUUCAGUUGAUAACUUACCAUUUUUGCAUUGAUCAGGCUAGUCAGGCCACGCUUCAAUUGGUUUCACAAAUGUGAUUAUGUUAAUCUCAUAGAUCUGAGCGCACAAAUGUAAAACAUACCCUAUUAUUUUCGAACACCGUUAUUAGUAACAAUAAUAAAAAAUGAUGAAAGAAUCCACAAUUUCACAACAUAACGUUAAAAUCUAACGUGCCUUUCCAUAGAAAGGCGUGGUUGCCCUAGGAACGACCAAACGACAACGACAACAGGUGGUAAAGAGAUGGCGGAAAAAAGUGGUAUGGAGAAACUAGAUAUUGGUGCACUGAGCCCAGAACAACAAGAGAAACUCCGCCAAUUCAAGAUAAACACGAGAAUUGGUAACGAGAAAUAUCUGAGAUCUCACCCGGAAGUGGAGGUGCUGUUGAGCGACUUUUUAAGGGAAGUAUUUUUAAAAAGACCAGCCGAUAUUCGGGAGUUUGCUGCAAAUCACUUCACUGACCCAGACUUAGCGAAGACAAUCUGCUCUAAGCUUCAAGGCAACUUUGAUUGAAAAGUAUUCAACUUUGAUUGAAAAAUUAAAGUAUUUAUCGAAGUAUUAUUUAUUACUUAUUAAGACAAUUAAACCAUGAGCUUAUUUACAAGAUUUUUGCAAUCUGUAUCUUUGUUUUAAGUAUAGAUUGCUGCCUGCAUUCAUAACUUUUGUAUGUUUUUCAUGUGAACUAUAGUAGAUCAUGCCAGUUUAAAGAAUCUUGUAUACUUUUUCUCAUUAGCCUUCUUUGAUAAUUAGACAAUAGUAUUUCCAUUGUUGGGGGAUUAGCAAGUUUGGGCUUGUUUAUCUGUAUUUAAAAAGACAAUGCCACUCAGUAGUUUUUAAUUUUGUGUUGUCAUUAUUAAACUCAUGGUUUUGAAUCAA
Messenger RNA from Anguilla anguilla (European eel), 973 nucleotides. RefSeq names its product RIIa domain-containing protein 1 (gene riiad1). The transcript is spliced from 4 exons. The coding region runs from base 341 to 610 and encodes 89 amino acids. Lineage: Eukaryota; Metazoa; Chordata; Actinopteri; Anguilliformes; Anguillidae. The record is from RefSeq and is a predicted model, not a curated record.